Messenger RNA from Diachasmimorpha longicaudata, 2497 nucleotides. RefSeq names its product DNA polymerase epsilon subunit 2 (gene DNApol-epsilon58). Lineage: Eukaryota; Metazoa; Arthropoda; Insecta; Hymenoptera; Braconidae. Gene Ontology annotation, biological process: DNA-templated DNA replication; error-prone translesion synthesis. The transcript is spliced from 4 exons. The coding region runs from base 674 to 2254 and encodes 526 amino acids. The record is from RefSeq and is a predicted model, not a curated record. Gene Ontology annotation, cellular component: epsilon DNA polymerase complex. Gene Ontology annotation, molecular function: DNA binding.
AGACAAGUACCUCCAGAAGCCGAGAGUAGUGCUGUAUACCGCCCCUUCUUCUUUGUGUGCGCCCCCCUUUGUUUGUUAAUUUUGUUUUUAAUUUCUCCCAAAAAGGCAUUGGCAUGAAAAUGUGAAAAUUAUGGAGAAAUCCAUGAAUAGGAGAAGGAUAAAUGAUGAUUUCUAUGAGACAUCACGAUAAUGCACGUCUAUUCAUCACUUGAUAGAUUCUCUAUUCACUAAUUAACUACUUACAGUCAGUGCUAACCUUGUACAAAUCAUAGAAUUAACUCAUUUUGCGAACAGCAAUCAGCUGUUGGCUGUCUGCUAUACGCAAAUUCAAGGAUGCAAUUUUCGCUGCAUUAAAAUUCUACCUCUGUCGAUAUAUGAGGGAAGGUGAUUAUCUGUUUGAUCGGCCAAGUUGCACACGAACCGGAGAAAUGAGCGGGAAGGUGCACGACCUAGUAAACAAUGAGGCUAACAAUGUGAAAAUAAUUCUACUGCUGGAUUUCAUAAAGUUUAAUUAGGUGUUUUUGAUAUUACAGUGUAUUUGUAAUAAUUUUUUGAAUAUUUAAAAGCUAAUUUUGUAAUUGAGAAUUAAUUUGGCGACUGAAUGAGGUUAGAAAAACAGUUUUCAAUGAAGUUUGAUUGAUCAUUCUGAGGGAUUAUUCGUUGCUUUAUCACUAUGGCAGACGAUAAAGCAAUUAAAAAUGUGCAGAGCACAUUCUCCAUGUACGGAUUCUCCAUCACGAGGAGUGUUGCGACGUUCCUAGUAAAACAGUUGCUGAGUGUUGCCCCGGACCAGCGAGAGCUCUGGCUGACGAGAAUAACAGAUAAAAUUCUGGCCCUCAACCUAGUGGAUCCCCACGUCUCCCUGGAGCACGUGAAGCACGCCAUAAAGGAGUGCGUGAGGCCAGACGAGAUUCUUGACGCGUCCGAAACGAUCUUCAAUGUCCUUAACUUCGAGGACAUCCCUCAGGUCGUUUACGACCCUACCAUGAAGAAGUUUGUCCUUCGGAAGGUGCCGCGGGACUAUUUCCCCGAGCCCCUGCAUAAGCCCAACGUCUUCAGGGACAGGCUGACUUUGUUGAGGGAGAGGACUAUGCGUCAGGAGCCCUUUGCACCCAGAAAGUUUGGAGAGAAGAACAAGGAGAAGAAGGAACUUGUCCCUAUUGAAUGUUUAUUGACGGAUUCUAGGGAGGGAAAUUUAUUUGUUAUGGGGAUCCUAUCGCAGCUGGUGGACGGCCAGUACUUCCUGGAGGACACUGGAGGGGCUGUAAAAAUCGAUCUCACGAAGAACCCCCAAGUCUUCGACGAAGGUCUGAUAACAGAAGGUUGCAUAGUGAUAGCCCAAGGGUACUUUGAGGACGGCCUCCUGGAGGUCAAGAGUAUCCAGCUACCGCCGAUCGAGCCUUCGGCGAGCUCUCGUGCCGCUUUCGGCACUGAGAACACCUUCGGCGGCCCUCAUAAGACGUCUCUCAAGUGCUCCGAGAAGCUCCACAACCACCAGGAGGCCCACCACACAGACAUGAUCGUCAUAAUCUCAGAACUGUGGCUGGAUAACGCCGAGGUUCUUGAAAAAUUCCGAGUUAUCCUCGAGGGCUACUCAGAAGCUCCCCCCAUUGCCUUCAUCAUCUGUGGCCACUUUCUCUCAUGUCCACCAAACGUCACCAGUGGAAAAAAGCUCCAGGAGGGGUUCAGGCAGCUCUCUGAACUCAUUGAGAGCUAUCCUGACAUCAAAAACACCUCGAAAUUUGUAUUCGUUCCCGGACCUCAGGACCUGGGGGCCCCAAAGAUCCUUCCUCGUGGAUCUCUACCCAGAAAACUCCUCGAGGACUUCACUAAGAAGAUCUCUGGGGCUGUGCUUGCUGGAAACCCCUGCAGGAUUCAGUACUGCACGAAGGAAAUUGUUGUUUUUAGAGAGGAUAUGAUCGCCAAAAUGUGCAGAAAUACUCUUAAAUAUCCGGAGCGGGGAAGUUUCUAUGAUCAUUAUGCGAAAACAAUGAUUUCUCAAUCUCACCUAGCCCCGAUGAGCUUACCAGUGGUUCCUGUGUACUGGAGACACGAUCAUGCCCUCCAGCUGUACCCAACACCAGACCUGAUAAUCACAGCGGAUAAUUCCCAACAAUACACCACAAAAAUCGGUGAAUGUCAAGUAGUAAAUCCGGGCACAUUCCCGCGGAAUAAUUUUUCGUUCAAAGUGUACAGACCAGGAACUGACGAGAUCGAAGACUGCGAGCUCCCGAAUGACACCGAAGACGGGUGAAUAAAUCCGUGCGUUAAUAACUGGCAAUUAUUUCUAACCUGAAGUGAUUAAGCAGUGAAUGACUAAUAAAAUGUUUCCUGAUUAUCGAUUUAUCUCGGUAAUUACUAAUUUUACCAAAAAUCGUCAAAUCAACUUUUUAUCGGAAAUGUAAUUCUCCACGGAAAAUGUCUGCUGACAUUUUCCUCUAAAGUCACUGAUUAUCGAGAUCAUUAUCAAAACAUGAAAUAAAAAAAGUGUAAAUAA